AAAGGAUAAUUAUUUAUGCGUAAAAUUUGUAAACAGCAACCAACAACCUAACUACUUUAUCCACUCAUCUCUUUCACCUCCGAGUGCGUGUUUUCUGUGUGAACAAUGGCGUCAACCAGUGCGCUCACAUCUCCACUUGCCAAGUCUAUGCCGCUUUCUGGCUCCAUAUACAGAUUAAACACCAGCUCAAGUCCAGUUGGCAUUUGUGUUCUAUCUCAGUCUACUUACCAGAAGUUGAUAGUGAAACAGAAACCUCUUCAAAUUUGCUGCCUAUUUGGUGGUAAGAAAGAUGAUGGUGAAAAGAGCGAUGAUGCUCCUUCAAAGGCGGGAAUCAUGGGAGGAAUGCAAGGGUUAUAUGAAACAGUGAAGAAGGCGCAGAUGGUUGUACAGGUCGAAGCAGUCAAAGUGCAAAAAGAACUUGCAUUAGCAGAGUUCGAGGGUUACUGUGAAGGAGAGCUCAUAAAGGUUACUUUGUCUGGGAAUCAACAACCUAUUCGCACUGAGAUUACUGAAGCUGCGAUGGAGCUAGGAGCAGAAAAACUUUCACUGUUGAUCAACGAGGCAUACAAAGAUGCACAUCAGAAGAGUGUGCUUGCAAUGAAGGACAGAAUGAGCGGCCUAGCUCAGAGUUUAGGAAUGCCUCCCGGCCUGACCGAGGGGUUCAAGCAAUGACUUUACGUAGAGGUUCAAUUUUGUUACUACCCAAUGUAUGUACGUUUGCUUAAAUAAAUCUUCUCUUGGCUUAAAAACAAGGAUGUAAACGAAUCAUAACUUAGCUUGAUUGAGAACCUAUAGCAUGUAACUUUCAGAUACAAUUGAUCCUAUUCUAAGACUUGCAGAAGUAUUUUCCUUGAGGAAUUAA
Molecule: messenger RNA, 862 nt
Organism: Salvia miltiorrhiza (redroot sage)
Lineage: Eukaryota; Viridiplantae; Streptophyta; Magnoliopsida; Lamiales; Lamiaceae
Product: nucleoid-associated protein At4g30620, chloroplastic-like
Exons: 7
Coding region: 106-672 (188 amino acids)
Molecular function (GO): DNA binding
Source: RefSeq, a predicted model, not a curated record